GAUGUAGAUUCCUUCUUGUCACUAGAAGUGAGGGACAAUCUAAUGGAGAGUGCCCAGGACCAGAUCAUAUAAGGCCUGGGAGUUACUGGGAGCCGAGAAUGUAUAGUGCUUGUGUUCGUUUGCCACGGGCAAGUAGGGGCAGUGGUGAGGUGGGCGUCUAGGUUGUGAUCAGGAGGGGGCUGUAGUCCAUGGGAUGGAUAGUUCCAACUACUCGUGACGUGGUGCUACAGGGCCCCGGUGGCUUGAGUCACGGGCAUUAGGUAGGUGCUUGGAAUCGGGUAUCAGAUACAGCCCUCGAAGCUACGCGCUCUCGCUCUGCGCAAGCGCAGCACCCGUGAGCCAAGACGCCUCGAUUGGGGGCGGGGCUUGGGGGCCCCGUUCUGCGCAUGCGCUUAAGGGGCGUGGCGUUCGCACCUGCGCGAGUUGGGGGAAGGAGGCGGGGCGAGGUGACGCAGGCGUAAUAAUAGAGAAGGUGCCAGAAAGAUCCAAAACAAGUGGCUGCAGCCGUCGCCCAGGAGUCACUGGACGCCAGACUCUGGUGAGGAUUCAGAGAGGCCUAAUGGUGAUUGGUGGCGGGCCGGGUUCUGAGCUUGUUCCGCCUCCCUCCCCCGGGAAUGGCGCUAUCCGGGUCGACCCCGGCCCCGUGCUGGGAGGAGGAUGAGUGCCUGGACUACUACGGGAUGCUGUCGCUUCACCGUAUGUUCGAGGUGGUGGGCGGGCAACUGACCGAGUGCGAGCUGGAGCUCCUGGCUUUUCUGCUGGACGAGGCCCCUGGCGCCGCCGGCGGGUUAGCCCGGGCCCGCAGCGGCCUAGAGCUCCUGCUAGAGCUGGAGCGCCGCGGGCAGUGCGACGAGAGCAAUCUGCGGCUGCUGGGGCAACUCCUGCGCGUGCUGGCCCGCCACGACCUGCUGCCGCACCUGGCGCGCAAGCGGCGCCGGCCAGUGUCUCCAGAACGCUAUAGCUAUGGCACCUCCAGCUCUUCAAAGAGGACAGAGGGUAGCUGCCGUCGCCGUCGGCAGUCAAGCAGUUCUGCAAAUUCUCAGCAGGGUCAGUGGGAGACAGGCUCCCCCCCAACCAAGCGGCAGCGGCGGAGUCGGGGUCGGCCUAGUGGUGGUGCCAGACGGCGGCGGAGAGGGGCCCCAGCAGCACCCCAGCAGCAGCCGGAGCCUGCCAGACCUUCCUCCGAAGGCAAAGUGACCUGUGACAUCCGGCUUCGGGUUCGAGCUGAGUACUGCGAGCAUGGGCCAGCCUUGGAGCAGGGCGUGGCAUCCCGGCGGCCCCAGGCGCUGGCGCGGCAGCUGGACGUGUUUGGGCAGGCCACCGCGGUGCUGCGCUCAAGGGACCUGGGCUCCGUGGUGUGCGACAUCAAGUUCUCAGAGCUCUCCUAUCUGGACGCCUUCUGGGGUGACUACCUGAGUGGUGCCCUGCUGCAGGCCCUGCGGGGCGUGUUCCUGACUGAGGCCCUGAGAGAGGCUGUAGGCCGGGAGGCUGUCCGCCUGCUGGUCAGUGUGGAUGAAGCUGACUAUGAGGCUGGCCGGCGCCGCCUGUUGCUGAUGGAGGAGGAGGGGGGGCAGCGCCCAACAGAGGCCUCCUGAUCCAGGACUGGCAGGACUGAUCCCACCUCUGAGUCUCCAGGCCACCUUAUCCUGGGAGGACAACCAUCUCUACCCCUAGAGGACUGUCACUCCAGCAUCUUUGAGGACUGUGACAGGACCAGGACAGUAGGCCCUUUGACAGCCCCUCCCACAGGAUGUGGGCUCUGAGGCCUAAACCAUUUCUAGCUGAGUUUCCUUCCCAAACUCCUCCUACCCCCAGGUGUGCUCCCUUAGCCUCUGGAGGCAGGGGCUGGGCCUGGGCCUGUAUCUCCAAAGGGAGGGGGCACAGCCACACACUCACCAAAGGCCCCUGCACAUUUUGUCUCUGAUCUUGGGCUGUCUGCACACUCACAGGUGCACACACACUCAUGCUCACACUGCCCCUUCUGAGAUCUUCCCUGGGCUCCUGCCCUGCUUCCCAGCACACACUUCUUUGGCCUAAGGGCUUCUCUCUCAGGACUUCUAAUUUGACCACACCCUGGGCUUCAGCCACACUAGUGGGUACUGGAGCUGGGGUGCUCCAGUAUGCACUAGUGUACUGUGGCAAGCUCCACCUUGCCCACAUAUCUCCAGCCAGCCAGGGCCCUGCCUAGCUUCUAUAUACAGACCUGACUGUCCUCACCUUUCCCCUGCUGCCCAGAGCUGGACACAGACUUGCACUUGGACUCUCACCCGGAGCGUCACACGGGAGUGUUGUGGCAGACCAAGGCCUACUGUUGCACAUGGGGCCAAGAUAAGAAAACGGCUGCCUUCUUGGGAAGGGAAUGCAAAGGCUUUGGGGGUGAUGGAAAAGACCUUUUACAAAUGGUACCAAUUAAACUGCCCUGGAAGGGGCAUAGGUGGGCAUCAGGAUCUCUAGGACUCUUUAUUUUAAAUUUUUUUUUAAGGGUUGAGGGUCUUGGUAUGUUGCCCAGGCUAGCCUCAAACUCCUGGGCUCAAGUGAUCCUCCCACCUCAACCUCCCAAGUAGCUGGGACUACAGGUGCCCAUCACCACGCCCAGCUUUUGGAUCUGUGGGCUGGUGGAAAGAGUGUUCCUAGCCCAGUGUUAGGGGCUGGAGUAUGGUUAGGAUGCUGGACCAUCUGCCAGUCGAUAACCACAUGAUUAUCCUGCCCUCUGGGCCUCAGUCUCCUCAUCUGGCAAAGGAAGAAAUACAAUACUGCCUCGGAGUCAGAAACUC
Messenger RNA from Cebus imitator (Panamanian white-faced capuchin), 2774 nucleotides. It is a transcript of the gene DEDD2, whose product is annotated as death effector domain containing 2. The record is from RefSeq and is a predicted model, not a curated record. The transcript has 5 exons. The coding region runs from base 615 to 1595 and encodes 326 amino acids. Gene Ontology annotation, molecular function: protein binding; DNA binding. Gene Ontology annotation, cellular component: nucleolus. Gene Ontology annotation, biological process: extrinsic apoptotic signaling pathway via death domain receptors; apoptotic process; regulation of apoptotic process. Lineage: Eukaryota; Metazoa; Chordata; Mammalia; Primates; Cebidae.